Messenger RNA from Tricharina praecox, 1145 nucleotides. RefSeq lists its product as uncharacterized. The coding region runs from base 427 to 900 and encodes 157 amino acids. The transcript has a single exon. Lineage: Eukaryota; Fungi; Ascomycota; Pezizomycetes; Pezizales; Pyronemataceae. The record is from RefSeq and is a predicted model, not a curated record.
CCAGCCAUCCAGCCAUCCAGCCAUCCAGCCAUCCAGCCAUCCAGCCAUCCAGCCAGGCGCCGUCGUCGUUUAAAGCACGUAAAGCACGUAAAGUACAUAAAGUAGGCAUCUAGACAGGCAGGCAGGUAGUUGGUCGGUGGUUAAAGUUCACAAGUCCACAAGUCUCGUAAGUCCACAAAACCUAUAGAACCUACAUACCAUACCGUACAUGCAUACCUAGUCCUGAUGCUUCUUACAUACAUAUCACACCUGCCGACUGGUCGGUUUGUGUGUAGGUAGGCCGGUAGGUGGAGAUCUACAUGGACAGAAGGUCCUCAGCAGCCUGUGUCGGAGGAGCCCCAGGAGCCUGAGGACACGAGAGUAGCGAGAGACAGAGAGCGGGGAGAGAGAGAUAAUAAUGACCUGUCGAUAAACGUGCGUGCUUGGAUGCGUAUUUCGGUUUCGGGUUUAGUUUUGGCGCGGAUGGAGCGAGAACCUCGUCAAGGUCGUUACCGUCGUUACUAUCGUCACAGUCGUGGGUGUUUUUGGGGGACGGACGGUUCGAGGCGUACGACGCGUGCGUGUGUGGGUCUGGUGUGGUGGUACUGGGCCAUGUGUUUGUUUGCUUAUGUCUUUGUUUGCGUUGCUCGUGCUCGUCCUCGUCAACGCCGGCAACGUCGACGACGUUUUCGUUCUCGUGAGAUUGUAAUUGUGCGGCAACAGCGGUGGCGGCGGCGGAGGAAGGAGGUGUAUUCAGUUGUUGAGUAUCUACCGUACUUUACCUACAUAUGUCCCGGACGCGGGGUGGCGAUAUCAUACGUUGCACGAUAUUCUGUAUUCUGUUUGCUUGUGCGUGGACGUCGGUUGAGGAUGUUUCAUAUCCGCACUGAUGGGAUGGACGGGACUGAUGGACGGGACUGACGGGGCUGACGGACGGGACCGACGACGGACAGAUGGACGGACGGCUGCACCGUCCGUUCAGUGCAGUUCAGUUCAGAUGGGUCGUUGAGUUUAGAUGGGUGGUUCGUUUCAGUUCAGUACUGCGGGGAUCCGUGGGGAUCCGGGGGGAGAGGGGCAGAUCUACUGGAGUAGGUAUGGUAGACGAGCUUGAGCUUUGAGCUUUGAGCUUCAAGCUUCGAAUGAGAUCGUGUGUAUGCAUCUGUACC